Messenger RNA from Triplophysa dalaica, 2359 nucleotides. It is a transcript of the gene cdkl1, whose product is annotated as cyclin dependent kinase like 1 (CDC2 related kinase). The record is from RefSeq and is a predicted model, not a curated record. Gene Ontology annotation, molecular function: ATP binding; cyclin-dependent protein serine/threonine kinase activity. Gene Ontology annotation, cellular component: nucleus. Gene Ontology annotation, biological process: protein phosphorylation. The transcript has 10 exons. The coding region runs from base 391 to 1440 and encodes 349 amino acids. NCBI's taxonomy places the organism in Eukaryota, Metazoa, Chordata, Actinopteri, Cypriniformes, Nemacheilidae.
GAUAUUCGGCUUUACAUUUGCAUUGCCUUCAGUGUGAUUGAUCUCAGACCAGAUCGCGCGGAUUGUUUAAAUGUUUCAGCUUGUUGCUGUGCAGACCGGAGCGCGUCAGGGGAGGAGGAGUCUGUACUCGGUUGCCAUGUCGACCGGUCGCUUGUAAAUAGCGUGUUUUCUUCUCCAUGCAAACUCAAACACAUUCUUGGGACCCGCGUACCACAUCCGUCCGUCAGUUUCACUCAACACAACCAUCAAUUAGUUAUUUUAUCUCUCGAAAUUUGCGAUUUGUGUACGGUUUUAUUUUGUAAUCAGUCUAAUAUUUGGAUGCGACAAUUCUUGGUCACAUUUGGAUGAUGUAUUAAAGAAUCACAACGGUGUUCUGCUGGUGUUACAGAGAUGGAGAAGUAUGAGAAGAUCAGCAAGAUCGGUGAGGGCUCGUACGGGGUCGUGUUCAAGUGCAGAAACAGAGACACCGGUCAGAUCGUCGCCAUCAAGAAAUUUGUGGAGUCUGAGGACGAUCCCAUCAUAAAGAAAAUAGCGCUCAGAGAAAUCCGCAUGCUGAAGCAACUUAAACAUCCAAACCUGGUGAAUCUGAUCGAGGUGUUUAGAAGAAAGAGAAAGCUGCACCUGGUGUUUGAGUACUGUGAUCAAACUGUCCUAAAUGAGCUGGACAAACACCCACGAGGCGUUCCAGAGCACAUGGUGAAAAGUAUCACUUGGCAAACGCUUCAAGCUGUGAACUUCUGCCACAAACAAAAUUGUAUCCACAGAGAUGUAAAGCCUGAAAAUAUACUCAUCACCAAACAUCAGGUCAUCAAACUCUGUGACUUUGGCUUCGCCAGGAUUCUCACGGGUCCAUGCGAUUACUACACGGAUUAUGUAGCGACGCGGUGGUACCGAGCUCCAGAACUGCUGGUGGGAGACACGCAGUACGGACCACCGGUGGACGUCUGGGCAGUGGGGUGUGUGUUUGCUGAACUGCUCUCUGGUGCCCCCUUGUGGCCGGGUCAAUCGGACGUAGACCAGCUCUAUCUGAUCAGGAAAACACUGGGUGAGUUGAUUCCUCGACAUCAGCAGGUGUUCAGCACUAACCAGUUCUUCAGUGGAGUUUGUGUCCCUGAACCACAGGAGAUGGAGCCUCUUGAAGAAAAAUAUCCAAACAUCUCAUACCAGGCACUGAGCCUUAUGAAGGGUUGUCUGCGGAUGGAUCCAGCUGAGCGGUUGUCAUGUGAGCAGUUACUGGAGCAGCCGUACUUUGACAGCCUGAGAGAAGAGAGCGAGAGCGUGACAAGGGAACCAGACCGCAAGAGACGCCCACGCCAGCCACGCCGACACCUGCCUCCCGGGUAUCUGCCCCAGUUGGCAAGCAGUACCGUCUUUCCUGCAGUGGAGAACAAAAAAUACAGCAACCUGCGCAAAUUCAACUACCACCUGCCUAACAUAUGAUGGACACGUACUAGUUUGGAACUGUAAAUGAACUGUACAUCUCUCAACUGGUGUGUGUGUGUGUGUGCGCGCGUGUGUGAGAUAGACAAAGGGCUCUGCUCUGCCCGUAGAACAAUGACGUCACACUGCCAAAACAAAGACUCACAGAAGAAUUUUAUCAGAAAGUAUAUAAUGAAUGACAACAGCAAUAACAAUAUUGUUUAUUAAAAUUAUGUUUUGCUGUGCUUCAUAGUUUUAUUAGAGACUGAGAUGCUGUAGAAGAGUUGGCGUAGUGGGAACUUUUUUUUUAACCUUUAUGUAACCGAAUGUAUGUUUGAAGUGUAUAUGUGUUAUAGAAAUUCUAGAGACACAAUCAAGCCCAGACUGAAUCUUUUUUCUGUAAAGGGAUAGUUCACCCCAAAAUAAAAAUUCUGUCAUUUAUUCACCCUCACCGGUUAAUCAUCAUACUACGGAAGUCAAUGGGGACCAGAGUUGUUUGGUUAACAAUCAAAAUAUAAUCAUAUGGGUUCUGCAGAAGAAGGUUGUAGAGGUUUGAAUGACAUGAGGGUGAACUAUCCCUUCUGCAUUGAUUCGUGGCAGUAAAUCUUUAGAAAAAAUGAUUCUAUGUGUUCAACAGUGCUGAGACUGCUAUACUCAUAUUGACAGCUGAAGGAAUAAUCAAACUAGCCAAAAAAAUCAAACAAACACGCCUCUGGGCCUUGACACAUGGCGUUUUGGUUAUCGUUUAUUACCCUUGUAAUUUAAUUUUCUUUUUGUUUUAUGACUGGUGCUAUUAAUUGACCAAAUGCCAAAUUCCAGAGACAUGAUUCACAAAAGUGUUUUUGUGUUCAGAUGUAGGAAUGAAUGGAUUGGAAAUAGACCUUCUGCUUUUGUUUGUUUUGUUUUGAGACUAAAUCAUUAAAGAUGUUUCUGCAACAUA